Molecule: messenger RNA, 2355 nt
Organism: Stomoxys calcitrans (stable fly)
Lineage: Eukaryota; Metazoa; Arthropoda; Insecta; Diptera; Muscidae
Product: probable E3 ubiquitin-protein ligase HERC4
Exons: 5
Coding region: 946-2073 (375 amino acids)
Source: RefSeq, a predicted model, not a curated record
UACGAGCACACACAUGUCGCGUGCGCCUUAAUGUCGCUCGAAGCGCCACCUGGCGGACAAUAGCGAACUGCUUAGGCAUGAGCCACGACCCCUGCCUGAUUGACAGUAGGACAGUUGGUGUUGUGUUGUCAUUUGGCCCAUCAGAGGAAGUUCUGGCUGGGAAGAGCGCCAUGAUGGACCAAAUGACAGCAUAUGCCUCUGCCCUAAGAAGGAAAAAUCUUUCUUUUUGGAUUUUGACUGUGCAGCAAGCCGGAGGUGAGCCGAGAAGACAACUGGAAGUGAGCCUAACGAACAUAAAAAGUAUAAGAAAAGUGCAGCUGCCGCCGUGUAGUGUUGGUGUUGUUGUGUUGUAUUGCUACAAUGACUGCAUAGCAAGUGCAUGAUAACCCAUAAGAAAAAUACCAUAGUGGGAUAAAACCUCUAGAAGCCCAAAGUUGAAAAGGGCACUUUUAUUUUAAAUUACAAACAAGAAAAAUUAACUGAAUUCCAAAAAAAAGGAGAAACAAAAAAAAAUAAUAAAAAAAAAACAAAGAGGAAAACCAAUUUAGAAAAUUUCGAAUCCUUUAUUACUGAAGAAAAAAGAAAUUGCAACAGCUAAACAAAAAAAAAAGCAUCUUACAAACUGAAUUACCAAAUAACCUUAAAAUUACCAUAAAAACUAUUCUUAAAACUACAUUAAUACCUAACUCUAAAGAGUGAAAAAAAAGGAACUGAAUUAAAAACACUUAUUGGAAAAUAAAUUUCAAACUAAAGAAAGAAACUUAAUUAUAAACUUAAAAAAAAAGGAAAAAAAGACUGAAUAAAUAACUAAAGCUUAAACUAAAAUUUUGAAUUAAAAGUAAAUAAAAAAAAAACGCUGCUCGCCAACGGCUCAUCUCCUCUGCACCAGCGUGGGACCUCCUUCAAAAGCGCUCGCAGACCGCAGUGCUCCAGUUAAAAACGGAUAUGGCGGAUGGCGGCGAAAGCAGUAUCAAUCUUGAUUAUCCUUUAAAAAUGGUGGCUUCAAACGCUUCAAAUUGGGUAGUUAGCGGUUAUAAUUCUUUUGGUCAGCUGAACCCGUCAUAUAGCGGACAAACUAUUCAGCAGUUCCAAGAAUUUCAACCGCCUUUUGAAUCUAAUUCUUUAUUGCUGUCAUGCUCAUGGAGUUAUAUAGCAGUCGCAGAUGGGUGCUCUUUGCAGUUACAUGGAUUUGUUUCCGGUGGUAUUAAAAUCAUAAAGAGCAUAACAACAGACAUUUCGAUAAAUUCAUUAGCUUCUUGUGAUAAUUUCUGUUUAAUUUUAUUGGAAAAUGGAAAGGUGUAUAAAUGCUCUUUGCAAAAUGACAAAGAAAAAUUGGAAGAAGUGAAUUUUCAAAGAAACCUUACAAUACCAGUCGAGUCAAACUUUCAUCAUGGAAUACGUCAUGUAGCAUGCGGUAAUAAGAUCAUGGCGGCGAUUGGAACUUCAAAUGAAGUUUUUGCGGGUGUCACACAAGUCUAUCAAUUACCUAAAACUAUUCGCCCGAAGUUAUUAGUGUGUGGAUUUGAACAUGCCCUAUUAUUGACUUUCAGCGGCGAUAUCUAUUCAUGGGGCAAUGGUUUAAGAGGGCAGCUGGGAAAUGAUGUUUCAAGCGUCGAAGAAGUUCCUGUUCUUGUAGAAGCGCUUGCCGGCAUCGAAGUAACACAUAUAUCAGCAUCGGGAUGGCAUAGUUGUGCAAUAUCCAGCUUUGGCGAUCUUUACGCAUGGGGAUAUAAUUCAAACGGGCAAUUGGGCAUUCGAGUAUUCAAAAAUGAAUCAUGUUUUUUAAAAACACCUGCAGUUUAUCCACUACCGCAAUUGAUCGACGUGAUUUGCAGGUGUGCUGGGAGUAAUAGAAUAAAUUGCACUCCUAUUAAGGUUGCUACCGGCGCAAGGCACACUGUUUUACUUAUGGAUUGUGGAUCAAUAUUUGCAACAGGAUGGAACGUUUACGGACAGCUGGGAUCCGGAAAUACAAAAAUUUUGGAUGCAUUUGAGUUUAUCAUGAAUGUAACAUGCAACGUUGAAAAUACUAAAAUUAUAUGUGGGAGUUGGUGUACAUUCAUAGGUUUUUAAUUAUUACUUUCUUUAAUGAAGAAUUUUAUCACUCAGAGAAAUUUGCGAGCAAAAAUAGCAAACAUUUUUGCUAUAACAACAAGAAGUCUUCUGAAAAUGGGAAAGCAGUAAUGUUUUGCUAAAACAGCAAACAUUUAUGCUGCCUUCAGAUUUUAAAAUGUUGAUUGUAGCCUUACAAUGUCAAAUGAUACAUUAAAAACUAAUAUACUUUUUAUGUUUAUAUUUUCCCUUAAUUUUAAAGAUCAGUAAGAUACAAUUUUAAUAAAUUUUCGGCAGUUUAAA